Molecule: messenger RNA, 378 nt
Organism: Rosa rugosa (rugosa rose)
Lineage: Eukaryota; Viridiplantae; Streptophyta; Magnoliopsida; Rosales; Rosaceae
Product: E3 ubiquitin-protein ligase RSL1-like
Exons: 2
Coding region: 1-378 (125 amino acids)
Biological process (GO): protein polyubiquitination; positive regulation of proteasomal ubiquitin-dependent protein catabolic process; ubiquitin-dependent protein catabolic process
Cellular component (GO): ubiquitin ligase complex; cytoplasm
Molecular function (GO): zinc ion binding; ubiquitin conjugating enzyme binding; ubiquitin protein ligase activity
Source: RefSeq, a predicted model, not a curated record
AUGUGUGAGGCUAUGAUUCUUGGGUCUCAGAAAUUUUACUGCCCCUUUAAGGACUGCUCAGCUAUGUUGAUUGACGAUGGGGCAGAGGUUGUGAGGGAUUCGGAGUGCCCUAAUUGCAAUAGAAUGUUCUGUGCUCAGUGUAAGGUUCCAUGGCACGCCGGGAUUGAGUGUGCGGAGUUUAAGAAGCUGAAGAAUGAUGAGAAGGGAAAUGAGGACAUCAUGCUAAGGAACCUUGCGCAGAAGAACCAAUGGAGGAGGUGUCCAAAGUGUAGGUUCUAUGUGGAAAAAUUGAUAGGUUGCGAUACCAUGCGGUGCAGGUGCGGUACUUAUUUCUGCUACAUUUGUGGAAAACUUAAUGUUGUUGUAAAACGAACAUAA